Triticum aestivum (bread wheat) is the source of this 1506-nucleotide messenger RNA. RefSeq lists its product as uncharacterized. The transcript is spliced from 3 exons. The record is from RefSeq and is a predicted model, not a curated record. Bases 1 to 1377 code for a protein of 458 amino acids. Gene Ontology annotation, molecular function: protein binding. Lineage: Eukaryota; Viridiplantae; Streptophyta; Magnoliopsida; Poales; Poaceae.
AUGGCGGCGCGCGCUACCGCCGGUGGCUGCGGCGAAGGGCCAUCGGGGCCGGCAGGGAGCGCCGAUCUCAUCACCGGCCUGCCGGACGAGGUCCUCGGCGCCAUCGUAUCCCUCCUCCCCGUCAGGGACGGCUGCCGCACGCAGGCCCUCUCCCGCCGGUGGCGCCCCAUAUGGCGCGCCGCGCGCAUCAACCUCGACGACGUCGCCGACAUGCACGUCUCCAGGAUCCUCUCCUACCGCUACGACCGCACGGAACCCCGCGAGGUUGUCGGCGUCGGCACCUGGACCCGCUCCCGGGAUCUGCUGGAGGUCGAGCUCGCCCUGGCGUGCAGGGAAGAGCGCAGCAGCACCGUGCCCGCGAUCCGCAUGGUGAGAUUCGGCUGCCGCCGCCUGCCGCCCAGCCUGCCUGUGGAUUUCCCGCUCGUCCGGCAGCUCAGCCUGCACGGUGUCACCCUGACGGAGGAGGCUCUCCGGGCCGUGCUCUCGGGCUGCCCUGCAUUGGAGAGCCUUCUGCUGGCGGAGAGCGUGGGCGCUACAUGCCUCCGCAUCAGUUCCCCGACUCUCCAGAGCAUCGGCUUCUGUGCUCCUUGGGACAAGCAAGCUGCCGAUGGCAGUGCCAAUGUCGGAGAGAUGGUAAUCGAGGAUGCCCCCCGCCUCGUGAGGUUGCUCCCACUCAAUCCAGACCAUGGUCCGGCGACGAUCCGGGUGAUCCGGGCUCCUAAACUAGAGGUAUUGGGUCCGCUGAGCAAAGGCAUUCUACGGCUCCACCUUAGAACGACAGUGUUUCAGGAAACGGUUGGCGUUAACUUGACAACCACGAUGCACACCGUGAAGGUUUUGUUUCUUGAUCAAGUUGGACCCGAUUUGGAUAGAGUUCUUCGCUUCCUCAAGUGCUUCCCGUGCUUGGAGAGGCUUUAUAUCAUUUUAGAGCCAAGGAGGUCUACCUAUCAAUUAUCUGAAGAAGAGAGAGACACCCAAAAUAACAUGAAAAACGUGCGCAAGAAUGUCUCACAGGAUAAUCCGAUCGAAUGCCUUGAGCACCACUUAAAAAAAGUGGCGCUGAAAGUCUACAAUGGUGUGGGUCCAGAAGUUGACUUUGCCAGGUUCUUUGUUUUGAAUGCCAAAGUGCUAGACAUAAUGGAAUUUGGACUAGUUGUAAGUGCAAUUGGCGGUCCCUGGGAAGAAUGGAGGGCCAAUCGAUGGAGGUCCAAUCAGAACAAGCAGCUACAGGUUGAAGACAGAGCUUCUCGGGAUGCUCAAUUUGAAUUCAAAAUGUUUCGUACGAUGAGUUACAAAGACUUUAAGAAGUGUACCCAUGAUCUGUCAAUGGCUGAUCCGUUUGACACCUCGUUCUUGGAUGGAUAUUUUACACUGUGAGAAGGUACCCUUGUCCCAUGUUCAAAGCGCAACAUUUUGAUAUCUUCAUGACUUCAUCUGAGUUGUAAAGUUGUUUCGCUACUUUGAUGCUCAUUUCCUACAAGUAUCAGCUAUUUACUUAAUGCAGCA